UUCUCCGGUUCCACGUCCCUCUGCAGGGCCACUCUCAGCCUGCAGCUGCUGAUGCCUCAGAAGACUGAUCAAGCCAGGCAUGUAGCCACCAACCAGCAAUAAACACCACUGGGUGAUAUCGGGAAAGUUACUUUUUACCAGUGAGCGUCCUAUUUCCUACAUGAUAAAAAGGAUGCUUGCAAAGAUUAAGACCUUUUGUGCAAACACGCAUUACAAAAUAGCAAUGGCUGAUGCUACUGUUAAGGGCCCAGGGAUAUUUGUGUAACUUGGCUCAGAGGAAUAGGUGGAAUUUCAAACUUCUGGUGAAGAAGGGGCUUGGGAGCUGGGAGCUCUACCCAGAAUGCCUCAAAUCAUCGCGGUCAGCCCACCUCGGCGUCUGGAAGGGCAUCCCAGAGAGAAGGGAACCCCUGAAACCUGCUGGGGUGAAGAGUGCCUCAGGCUCCCUCUCCCCGAGGCCUCCCCGUUUUCCCUCUUGGACCCACUGGUGUAAGACCCGGGCUUGCGGGCGCUUAGCCAAGCGUCCCAGCUCCUGCCAGAGCCUGCAGAGAGCCUCCCAUAACCCCCCAACCGCAUCUCAUACCAUUACCCAUUUCACACAGGGAAAAAUGGGGCGAGAAGGAAAGACACUGGGAAAAGCCAGUGAAAGGUCGCGAAAACUCUGGAGUCCCGAUUUUCUUCGUGCCCCGAUCCCCACACUCCCCCUGCUUUUUUUGUUGCAGCUUCCCACACUCUAAUCUUUCCAAUCCGGACGGCGACUCCACUGUGGGCCCGACGCGCGAGUCCCGUGGCACAUCGCCCCUUUAAGGGGCGGGCCUCUCGCCUCCCUGACCUCGCCCCGCCCCCUCUGGGGCCACACUGCGCUUGCGUGGUGAGCCGGAGCCCUGGGGUUGGGCAGCCCUUGGUUCCGUGCAACUUUCAAGUGAGUUGCAAACUCCGCCCUGCAGGCCGGUGCCGGCGGCUGGGUGCACCGGGACCGCGGCGACUCGCACGAGCGAGGCCGCGACCUGCCGCCCCAGCGCGGGACCAGCAGCGAGGGCCGAGCACGGGGUUCUCCGCGUCAGGAAGGGCGGGUCGGAGCCGUAACUGCCCCAGCCGCGGGGCGUACGCGCCAGCGCCCGCUCCCAAGUCGGCUUCCUCCCCGCCGGGGCCACUUUGCUCCGGGUCUCCGCAUUCUCCAGGUCCCCCGAACUGCAGAGUCGGAGGCCGUGGGCAGCGGGCUCUGCCUCAGCCGAGGGACAGCCGGACCGCCCCUCUGCUUCCCGCAACUGCCUCGAUACCCCCGUCCCAGCCCCUGCUUGAACGACCCUGUGGGCGGCUUCCUGGGGUUCUCCCCUCGUCCCCAAGGCCGGCAAGAUGGUGUCCUGGAUGAUCUGUCGCCUGGUGGUGUGAGUAUGGCUGCCCUCAGACCUCCUCUACCCCGGGGUGCCUCCCGCCCCUGUGGUGGAAGCUGGGGACGUGUGGUGGGAGAGGGAACUUUCCAAGCUCUACCCUCCCGCACUCCAUGCAAGGGUUAACGGACCUGUGGUCUUGCAGGCGGUGCCUGGGGCACGGCAUGCUCCCCGCCCCACCAAACCUCCCCCGACCAAGGCUCGUUGGCUGCGGACGACCCCUGCCACACGCCACACACACACUGCAAACAGAUGCGUGGGGCCAAGGGUUACAGGCCUACCUUGCAGGUCCUUGGCAAACACAAGGUGAUACGGCACGUUGUGGGUGGAGAAUCCAGGUGCGCGUACUUGCCACCGAGCAGUCACAUGACUCACGUCCUGCUCCUCACCUUUGAGUACUCCAACACGUGGCUCACACAGCCCUGUCUGCAUCCCGGCAGUGCCAGGUCUGGUGGCCCUGGGCCUGAUUGCAUGCCCACGGGAGGGGACAGUCUGGUGUUCUCACCCACUUCGUGGAGUGGCUGUCCUCUCGCUCCAUCACGCACCCAUGGGCCACAUGUGCAGGCCUGGGCAGGCUUGAGAUGUUUGUAAACAGCAGGGUGGGGAGGUGGCCUCCAGGGCUCUGACUCAGGCACGGGUUGUACAAGCCAAGCGAGAAAAACAGGGUUGGUGUUUGGGAUGCUGUAUCCAGCUUAUGCUUCCUAUAAGGCUGUGAAGACCAAGAACAUUCGUGAAUAUGUGCGGUGGAUGAUGUACUGGAUCGUUUUUGCACUCUUCAUGGCAGCAGAGAUCGUCACAGACAUUUUUAUCUCCUGGUUCCCUUUCUACUAUGAGAUCAAGAUGGCCUUUGUGCUGUGGCUGCUCUCGCCCUACACCAAGGGCGCCAGCCUGCUUUACCGCAAGUUUGUCCACCCGUCCCUGUCCCGCCAUGAGAAGGAGAUUGACGCAUACCUCGUGCAGGCCAAGGAGCGCAGCUACGAGACCAUGCUCAGCUUCGGGAAGCGGGGCCUCAACAUUGCUGCCUCGGCUGCUGUGCAGGCCGCCACCAAGAGUCAGGGGGCGCUGGCCGGCAGGCUGCGGAGCUUCUCCAUGCAGGACCUGCGCUCCAUCCCCGACGAACCCAUCCCUGCUUACCAGGACGCCCUCUACCCAGAGGACCAGGUGCCCCAUCAGAGGCCACCCAUUGGGUACCGGGACAGGGGCCUACAGGACAGCAACACGGAGGAUGAGUGUUGGUCAGAUACUGAGGUGGUUCCCCGGAUACCAGCCCGGCCCCGAGAGAAGCCCCUGAGCCGCAGCCAGAGCCUGCGUGUGAUCAAGAGGAAGCCGCUGGUGCGGGAGGGCACCUCACGCUCCCUAAAGGCUCGGACGAGGAAAAAGACUGUGCCCUCAGACAUGGACAGCUAGGGUCUGCUGCAUCUGGACCAUUCUUACCUCGUUCCCUGUGGCGCUCCGGGGAUAUUUGGAGAGACCUUUGGCUGCGCCUCUGGCCUGCCUGCUCCGGCCGCUGGGCCCCGCCCUCCUUGCUCUUGCUGAUGGUUAAGGGCUGGGAGCAGAUGCUGCCAAGGCCACAGGCAGGAUGCACCAUGAUAUACCAAAGUAGGCUAGGCCAGCAUUCUAUUUAUUGCCUUGCUCUGCCUCUUCCUUCCCUGGUUGUGGGACCAGAGCCCUCCUGGAAUCCCUGCAACUGAAACCAAAAGUC
Messenger RNA from Sapajus apella (tufted capuchin), 3090 nucleotides. RefSeq names its product receptor accessory protein 4 (gene REEP4). The record is from RefSeq and is a predicted model, not a curated record. Bases 2067 to 2795 code for a protein of 242 amino acids. Lineage: Eukaryota; Metazoa; Chordata; Mammalia; Primates; Cebidae. Gene Ontology annotation, biological process: endoplasmic reticulum tubular network organization. The transcript is spliced from 8 exons. Gene Ontology annotation, cellular component: cytoplasmic microtubule; endoplasmic reticulum tubular network; endoplasmic reticulum membrane. Gene Ontology annotation, molecular function: microtubule binding.